This is a messenger RNA of Cataglyphis hispanica, 626 nucleotides long. Its product is annotated as larval cuticle protein A2B-like. Gene Ontology annotation, cellular component: extracellular matrix. The transcript has 4 exons. The coding region runs from base 1 to 588 and encodes 195 amino acids. Lineage: Eukaryota; Metazoa; Arthropoda; Insecta; Hymenoptera; Formicidae. The record is from RefSeq and is a predicted model, not a curated record.
AUGUCUUAUAAAAUUAUCGGUUAUUUCGUCACUUUAUUGGCCGCCACCCGCGCCGGCAUCACUGGUCCAGGUGCAGCCGCAGUAGCUGUCGCGCAGCAUCCAACCCCGUCGGUUAUCAGAGCCGAAAACUACAAUUCACAUCCUCGAUAUAGCUUCGGUUAUAGCGUGGCAGAUGGUCUCACCGGCGACAACAAGGCGCAGGAGGAAACUCGCAACGGCGACGUAGUUGAAGGAAGUUACAGCUUAAUCGAGCCCGACGGUGCCCGGCGUCUCGUCUCCUACGCGGCCGAUCCCAUCAACGGUUUUAACGCGGUCGUACAGCGGAAUCCCAGCAUCACCGCAUCCGCUGCAGCGUCGGUGCAUCCCGUCGUGGCGCCGUCCGUGAUCACCGCAGCUGCGCCGCUUGCCGUUGCAAUUCGCCCGCAGGCAACCGUCUUGGUGAGGCAUCCGUUCAACCCGGAAGCCACGAACAUCGCAGCCGUGAAUCCGGGACUGGUGAGUCUGGGAGUGGGCCUGGGAGUUAGAUCGGGAUCUAUUUACGGCACGCAAACUCACGUCGCGAAUGUCGGUAUCGUGAAAGUUCGCUAAACGCAUGCAUAAUUGCAUCAGACAGCGGUGGUUCCGCU